GACCGGAGGAACAUGCGCUUUCGUGUCUUCCGAUUUCAUGCUUGCUUCAUACUUCAUACUUGAUGCACUUCUCGGCAUUAUUCCUUUCAAGUUUGCGUUUUGUUGCUUUCGUGCUGCUUAUUUCUAUCAUGGUUGUGAACAACAGAACGUGGGAGGCUAAUGAAAGAGUCUCGUAAUUGAUUCUAAAAUGAUUAGUUGAUCCACUAAAAUUAAUUUGAUGAAUGGUAGUUUGAAUAAACUACCGAAAACUGAUAUCUAGAAAGAUGCUGUUAAACAAACAAGUGGACCGCGUAUACGUCGAGAUCUUUUUUAUUAUUUGUAUAUCGAGUGUGAUAAAAUGCUCUAGCGUACCAUGUACGUUCAACACCAUGUGUAUGUGUUGGAUUCAAGACGACGAAGAUUUCACGAAGAUGGACAUCAACUGCAUUGGAAUACCGUUUGCCAGAUUUCCAGAUGUCUCUGUGAGUUAUGUGGCUCAGUUGGAUGUAGUUGGAUCCGGAAUACAAACAUUGGAUAACGAUGCGCUUACGAGUAUAGUUGGUGUUGAAGCUUUAGGAUUAAUGAGCAAUCGGUUGUCUAACAUCGGCGAUAAAUCUUUUUCAGGUAUUGCGGAUAGUUUACGAUCGCUAGAUCUCAGCUACAAUGCCUUGGAAGAUGUACCGUUUAAAGUUUUUCGUGACCUGAAGAAAUUGAACUGGCUCAACAUGCAUAGUAAUCAUUUGACAUCGCUGGAUGGUGACUGGGGAUACGUGAAGGAUGAACUAACGAACGCCUUUUUCGGAGAUAAUUCAAUCAUCGAGAUACCAAAAAUAUUCAGCACGUUCGAAAACCUAGCUUGGUUGAAUCUUGACAAUAACAAUAUCGAGGAACUUUCAGAAGAUUGUCUGCCACCUAACAUACACACACUAAGCUUGAACAGCAAUCUUUUAAAAUCUUUUCCAUCCUCUCUAAAAUCUUUGAAACAUCUUACAUGGUUGUAUCUAAGAGGCAACGAUUUCAAAAGCCUCGAGUUGCCCGAUUUCCAAAGUUCGAAUUUGGAAUUGAUCGAUGUCAGUGAAAAUUGCAUCGAAUGGAUUACCACGUUAGGCUUGACCAAUCGAACUUUGAAAAUUAAAGACUUCAAUUUGGACAGCAACAAGUUGACAUCAUUGACUGCCGAAAUUUUCGGUCGUCUCGAGACUAAAAGGAUUCAUUUGUCCUCGAAUUCGAUUAAGAACGUCCACGAUAAUGCUUUCCGAGGGCUUGAGGAUAUGUUGGAGUAUCUGAAUCUGGAAAACAAUGAUCUUUCCAAUGUUCCAGCCGCUGUUAGCCGAUUGAGAAAGUUGUCGUACUUGUAUCUUGCCAACAACGAUAUAAGAAACAUAUCUGGGGAUGCAUUUAACGAAUUUGCGGAUAAUUUACGGGCGCUUUCAUUGGCUACGAACAGUUUGGAUGCGGUUCCAGUUGCGGCUUUGUCCAGGUGUCAGAGACUACUCCAUCUUAAUCUUGGCUAUAACAAAAUCUCCCAUAUUCAGCCGGGUGAUUUCGAAUGGGCAGAAGACCUUGAAAUUCUCCUGCUUAGGAACAACGUCUUGACGAAAUUGAAAGACGAAACCUUCAAAGGAGCAAGGAAGCUGAAAGAGCUCAGUUUGUCUUUCAAUCACUUGACGGAGCUCGACGACGAUUGCUUCAUCGGUAUCGAGGAGAGCCUCGACAUUCUCGAAUUGAGUUUCGCUUUUGCGACCGACGUGUUCCCUCAACGGGCACUCAGACCUCUUUCCAAUCUGCUCUGGCUCGUUUUGGACAACAAUAAUUUUCAAACAAUCGAGGCGACCGCGUUCUACUCCUUCCAACGAUUGCGCUACAUCAAUCUGGAAUCGAAUCGGCUUCACUACUUACCCGAACGAAUAUUCCUGUCUAGCGUCCACCCGGAACUUCGGGAUGUGAAACUCGGCUACAACUUUCUCGAAGCGAUUCCAGACUUCAGUUUUCACAAUUUGACUGAACUGAGAUCGUUGGACCUGACUGGCAAUAGAAUAACGUUUCUUAAUUCCGAUUCUAUCAUGGAUUGCCCGGAAUUGGUGACGCUAUCGUUGGCUUACAACCGAAUCACUAAAAUGGAGAAGAACGCAUUUUACGGUUUACCUAGUUUGCGCUUCCUGCAUCUGGAAUUUAACAAGCUAACGAUGCUGGAUUUAGACGCGAUUGCGGAGAUCGGUGGCCCGGAUUUCGCUCUCAACGUUUCGUACAACGCGAUCUCCAUUAUAAAUUCCGGAAGCUCGUCGAAUAAUUUGACUAGGCUGGAUUUGAGCUUCAACAAUAUCAGUCAUUUGCCGGCUGAUACGUUCUAUGGAACACCGGAAUUGAAGAGUUUGGAUUUGCAGAGUAAUUUCAUCACUGUUCUCGAGUCAGGCACGUUCACGCUGAGACGUUUAGAAACGCUGAAUCUGCGUAACAAUAAGAUCGAAGGUUUACGAAAACAGUCUUUCCACGGUCUAGAACUUUUGCAACAAUUAGAUCUAAGUGGAAAUCAGAUCACUCAAUUGUCUACCGAGCAAUUCCGCAACCUGAAGAAUCUGCGAAUCUUGAAUCUGUCUGGGAAUAAGAUAAGAUCCUUACCCAGAGACGUUUUCGAAGGAACGAAGUUAGAGAUUCUCGAUCUGAGCAAGAAUAAAUUCACCGUGGUACCAUCACCAUCUUUCAUCGAGGUUGGCUACACUUUGCGGGAUCUUAAUCUAGCGGACAAUUUCGUGGAUCAUCUGGACUCGACUGCUUUUCCAACUUCGCAGCUGGUCUCGUUAAAUUUGGCGCACAACAGGCUGACCAUUCUACCAGAUAACUCGUUUGUCUCACUGGGAAAGCUUUUAAGCUUGAACGUGUCUCAGAAUGUUCUUCAGGCGAAUUUCAAAGAGUUGUUUCACUAUUUGCCUGGACUGAGACAGUUGUUUUUAGCCAGCUGCGGUCUCAGAGAUAUACCUCUCCUUCCUCUGACCAAUUUAAACGUUCUAGAUCUGUCUUUCAAUCAUAUUGACUCGACGUCUGAUAAGCAAUUCCAGUAUUUGAAAGGUCUGAAGAUCCUGUGGUUGAUGAACGACUCGUUGACGUCUAUGCCUAAUAUGAAAUUAAAUCUACUGAGGGAACUUGACGUGUCUGGUAAUCCAAUUGUGGAGCUGACGAAGGAGAGUUUCCUUGGCUACCCAAGGCUAGAGGAAUUAAACCUAAGAAACCUAAACAAGACCAGAUCUGUGGACAAAGAUUCUCUUCGCGUUUUGAAAUACCUGAAACAUCUUCGAAUUCAAACGUGGCCUGAGGCAGACGGUUUCCACCUUCGACAUCUGUUAACUGGCUUGCCAUUGAAAACUGUAGAGAUUCAAGUAACAGAACAUUUGUUGAAAGAUCAGAUACAAAACGCUUUCACAAAACAGUUGAGGGAAUUGACUAUUUCCGGAAGUGAUCUUGAGGCGAUCUCGUCGGAGGCGUUCUCCACUAUCGAAGGCGGUGAAUUGGUAUUAAGAAUCAGGGACACUCGAGUUCGAAGACUGCAGUCGGACAUAUUUCUCUCUUUGACGAAGAGACUGUCUCAAUUGACUUUGGACUUGAGGAACAAUCAUAUCAACGAGCUCAGUCCUUCGGUUAUUUACGGGAAUCUCUCGUGGGAGAGCGUUGGGACUAACAUGGUUGCUGGAGGUCUGCAAGUAUCAGGAAAUCCUCUCGAGUGCGACUGCGAGAUCGCUUGGCUCAGUUUAUGGUUGCGAAGGUGGCUUCGAGAAUCUCGUCAGAUCCACACCGCUUCUCAGUCAGACGCGCGACAAUUAAGAACGAUUGCUGGAAGAGCUGUUUGUACCGAGACCACACCAUCUUACUCGUCUGAUAAAGUUUUACUAACUCUAGGAACCCCUCAUACUGCCUGCCAAGCCUCUGCUCUUAGCUCUGGCAACUACGAGAGGCUGGCUACCACUUGGCUGGCUAUAGUCGACAUCAUUCUCCUUACGAUAGUCGCGCCUACUGACUCGUUUAUUUUGUACUGAAACGAAGACGUUAGUAUUGUUCUAGCAUUUUUUUUUUUUUUUUCAAGUACCUUUUACCUUUUAUUUGAACAUAUAGAUACUUGAAGUUGGGAAUUGACUUUACUAAUUGAAUUUGGGAAUUCCUUUCGUAGGAUUUAAGAGGUUUUCGAGUGAUUUAAAGCUGUUGCUUUCGACGAUAAACAAAGGAGAACGUUGAAUUUAUAUUUACGAAGGUAUGUAAAUAUGUUACUUGUAAAUCAUUUGACUUGAUUCAAUAGCUGAGAUAAUUACUACUCGGAUAGUAAUAAUAAAGUAUGCGCACAAAUGAUGUUACCUUUACUAGUGGUAAGUUUAAUACUAGCCGUUUGUUUAACGUGUUAUUAUUUACAUUUGGGAAAUAAAGAAUUUUUAUAGCAA
This is a messenger RNA of Frieseomelitta varia, 4403 nucleotides long. Its product is annotated as chaoptin. The coding region runs from base 264 to 4007 and encodes 1247 amino acids. Lineage: Eukaryota; Metazoa; Arthropoda; Insecta; Hymenoptera; Apidae. The record is from RefSeq and is a predicted model, not a curated record. The transcript has 10 exons. Gene Ontology annotation, molecular function: protein binding.